AUGGAGUAUCAACAAGUUACUGGCAGCCUAAACGCAGAUCGACUUGCGUACAAUAUGGAUUCGUGUACGGAAUUCAAGCUGCCACCAAACGAAAGUUGCGAUCUUGAUUACACCAAUUUGGCCCUAGUCUUCAAUUACGAGCCCGAACGCCUUUCAGUAGCUAUGCUCGAUGUUGGGCGGUAUAUUUGCAAGCCGUAUAACAUUGAACACUACUCAAAGUUUGGAGAGAUGAGUGGCAGUAUCCUUGACCCCGCCCGACAUCAGGAGUUAUCUGAAAAUCUCAAGCUUUAUUUAGAAGUAUUCAACGCAGGAAUGAGAAAGAAGUGGUCUUAUCAAGACGCACUGAGUUAUCUGCGGGCCGUUGUACUAAGUGGCGAAGCCUCAGACUCAGGCAUGGAAGAGAUGCGUCUUGCUCUUGCGUCUGCUCUCCCAGAGUACCAGGACAAGUUUCGCAUGUCGUUAGAUUCCCAUUUCGUUGGCGCUUUUGGAGCUGCGCAGAGGGCAAGGCAUAUUGUGCAGAAUCCGAAGUUCCUUUCCCCGUCAGAUCCGGGGUAUGCACCUGGGAAUCCGGGCGGACAUGUACACGAAGAGUUGUGA
Hyaloscypha bicolor E is the source of this 597-nucleotide messenger RNA. RefSeq lists its product as uncharacterized. NCBI's taxonomy places the organism in Eukaryota, Fungi, Ascomycota, Leotiomycetes, Helotiales, Hyaloscyphaceae. The record is from RefSeq and is a predicted model, not a curated record. The coding region runs from base 1 to 597 and encodes 198 amino acids. The transcript has 2 exons.